AACUCAGCGCAGACACAAACAUGGCGUCUACCUCCGCCGACAACUUCAGAUGAAAGUGGCGAAGAAGUGACCUGCAAAGUUUCGGAGGAGUAUUCAGAGCUGGAUUUUCGGGUUUUUUUUUCUUUUAAACUUUGGUUUUUUUUUUCGCAGCCAUUCACAGCACGGAGUAAAUUAAACGGUGAAACAGCAAGUUGCCUACAUGUCAACAUUGUCUCUCGCUGCAGUGUAAACAGCUGGUACGUCCAGCCAUGAUUGAAGACAAAGGUCACCGUGUGACCGACUACUUUGUGGUGGCCGGGCUGACCGACAAGUCCAAGCCCCUUGAACAGGACCUGUCCGAGGCCAAGUCCAGUGGGCCCAAAGCACCCAUCACCGACUUGGCCGUCAUCAACAAGUCGGCAGGGGAAACUGUGCCAGAGGGCUUCACUUGCAUCGACAGCACCAGCAGCGGCCAGCCGGCAAAUCUGAAUCAUGGCAGUAUCAAGAGUCCUGAGCUCUUUCUGUGUUAUAAGAGGGGUCGAGGGAAGCCGCCGCUCAUCGACGUCGGGGUGCUGUACGAAGGAAAGGAGCGUCUGAUCCAGGGCUGCGAGAUCAUCCAGGCCACGCCGUACGGCCGCUGUGCCAACGUCAACAACAGCUCCGCCUCGUCCCAGCGCAUCUUCAUCACCUUCCGCCGAGCCCCGCCGGUCCAGCCGCAGAAUUCCCUGGCCGUCACCGACAUCUGCGUGAUCCUCACCAGCAAGGGGGAGUUGCCGCCGCACACCUUCUGCAAAGUGGAGAAGAACCUCAACGGCGGCAUGUGGGGCUCCAGCGUGUUCCUGUGUUAUAAGAAGUCUGUCUCUUCGUCCAAUUCCCUCAGCUACAAAGCUGGUCUGAUCUUUCGUUACCCAGAAGAGGAUUACGAGUCUUUCCCUCUGUCCGAGUCUGUACCCUUGUUCUGUUUGCCCAUGGGUGCCAAGAUCGAGUGCUGGGCUCCAGACACUCGUGAUCCUCUGCCAGUCUUCUCCACAUUUGUCUUAACCAUCUCUUCAGGUGAAAAGGUGUAUGGGUCGGCCAUCCAGUUCUACGAGCCGUAUCCUGUGGACGGGCUGAGCGAGAAGCAGAAGAUCCAUCUGGGUCUGCUCACCACAGUGGAGAAGAAGAUGAUCCCCAACCGUCCUGUGAAUACCAACAAAUGCAUCUGCCUGCUCUCCCGGUGGCCUUUCUUUGAGGCCUUCAAGAAGUUCCUGAUGUUCCUCUAUAAACUCUCCGUCUCCGGACCGCACCCUCUGCCCAUUGAGAAGCACAUCUCGCACUUCAUGCACAAUGUGUCUUUCCCUUCCCCUCAGAGACCCAGAAUCCUGGUUCAGCUCUCGGCACAUGACACUUUGAUCCUCUCGCAGCCUGUGUGUACACCUCUACCCCUCAGCGGGGCCGACUACGGCACCCUGCUGGUGAACCUGGGCUCCGAGAACUGCGCCACGCUGCUGCACUUUGUCCUGCAGGAGAGCAAGAUCCUGCUGCACUCGCUCCGGCCCGCCGUGCUCACCGGAGUGGCCGAGGCCGUGGUGGCCAUGAUCUUCCCCUUCCAGUGGCAGUGUCCGUACAUCCCCCUCUGUCCGCUGUCUCUGGCAGGCGUCCUCAACGCUCCCUGUCCUUUCAUCGUGGGGGUGGACUCCCGCUACUUUGACCUUUAUGACCCCCCUCCGGAUGUUGUCUGUGUGGAUCUGGACACAAACACUAUUUACUUGUCUGAUGAGAAGAGAAACAGCAACUGGAAGAGCCUCCCAAAGAAACCCUGCAAGAGUCUCAUCAAUACGCUGAGCAACUUGCACCACCAGCUGGCCACAGUUGCGGUGCGUCCGAUCCCGCAGGACAGCUCCGCCGUGGACAUGACCCCCAUCGAGGCCGACUUCACCUGGCACAAGAAGAGGACGGCCCUGGAGAUGGAGAUCCAGGAGGCCUUCCUCCGCUUCAUGGCCUCCAUCCUGAAGGGCUACCGCUCCUACCUCAAACCCAUCACGCAGGCGCCCUCGGAGAAGGCCACGGCCGCAGACUCGCUCUACGACCUGCAAGGAUUUCUCAAAAGCCGAGACCGCGCCCAUCAGAAGUUCUACUCCAUCCUCACCAAGACCCAGAUAUUCAUCCGUUUCAUCGAGGAGUGCACGUUCGUCAGCGACAAGGACACGGGCCUGGCGUUUUUUGACGACUGCGUGGAGAAGCUUUUUCCCUCUGAUAAAAUCACCGACAAGGGCACCAAGGUGGAAGGAGAGUCAUAUGAGGAUACAAGACUACUGGAGCUGGACGAGUCUCAAAAAAGCGAGCACACUGUCUUCGUCAUGCCUCCCGAGCCGCCGGCCGACGACGGGUCUGAACCGCCCCCUCGAUACACGUAUAAGGGUUUCCCCCGGCUGCAGGUGAAUCUGUUCGACCGCCCCCGGGUGUUGCGUCCGGCGCUCAGCAGCAGGGCGGCGGGGGCCAGUCUCUCCAGCAGCCCGGCGCUGCUCGCCAAAAGGACAAAGCAGGAGAUCAAGCUGGCGUACAAGAUGGCGAAGCGGUUCUACCCCCACCCGCAGCUGUGGGCCCGCUGCCUGUUCAGCCACUGCUACAGCCUGUGGUUCAUCUGCCUGCCGGCGGCGCUCAGGCUGGCCAAGUCCAAGAGCCGGGCCAUGCAGCAGGCGUACAACGUCCUGCUGAAGAUGAGGACCACGGAGGUGGAGAUGCUGGAUGAGGUGUGUUACAGAGUGGUGAUGCAGCUCUGUGGCGUUUGGGGUCUUCCCGUCAUGGCUGUGAGAGUCCUGGUGGAGAUGAAGAAAGCCGGAGUGCAUCCCAACGCCAUCACAUACGGAUACUACAACAAGGCUGUCCUGGAGAGCCCGUGGCCCAGCCGCAACCGCAGUGGCCUCUUCAUGUGGACCAAGUUGCGCAACGUGCUCCGCGGAGUGGCGCAGUUCAAGCGCAGUCUGAAUCGCACAGCCUCUCCUUCCGAGGCGGGAUCCAAGCUGACCGCCACAGCUGCAUCGGUAAGCGGGUCCGCGGUCGCAGAUGCAGACCGGCUGAGUCACGGGAGCGCUGACAGCUCCAGCGAGGCCAACGGCGAGGAACACAAUCUGUUCGCCCCGAGCCACGCCAUGGAGGACACCACAGACAACCACGGCAGUACAGGACAGUCCGAUCAAGGCUACGGCUCAAAGGAUGAGUUACACCAGGACCUGGCGGACCCCUUAGACACAGCCGUCCCUUCUGCUGAGGAGAGAAACAAUGCCAAAGACCAGCUUAAUGGAGGAGACAUUUCUGGCUCCGUGGACAGUGCAGUAGCGGUAGUAGAGCCCAAAAGUCCAGUUGAGGCGCUCGGUCAUGUUCCCAGUAUUGUCAAGUUGUCUUCAGGGAGCUUUGAUGGUGGGAGCGAAAAAGGUCCUGGGAAGCUGUUCAGGAGCGUCAGUACAAAUGACAGCGUGUCUCUGUCCGAUGAGAGCGCCCCCCAGCUGCCUGGAGGUGCAGUCGGCCGGAGUCAGCAGCAGCAGCAGCGGCAGAAGGCCUUCUCUGAGCGCAGCUGCAGCUUCAGCGCCGAGACCCGGGCCGGGAUGCUCUCGGAGAAAGUGGACCACAUGGCCAGCCAGAUGGGAGCCGACGCUCGCAUCCUGGAGGCGGCGCUCUCCGGGGGCAAAAGCCCGCCCCCCAACAGUGCGUCCAAAGCGCUUUUUACAGACUUGGAGGAAGAGCCCGAAGACGAUCAGGGGCUGGUGCUGGGGAAGCUUCCGGACGAGGACAGUCCGAGAGCAGCGGAAGAAGAGAAGGAGGAGAAGACGGAUCUGCUGAAGAGAGAGAGGAAGCUCACAGAAACGGCCGAGGACGAGUCUGGAGCGCGAGGGGCGGCCUUGGAGAGGGAGGACGUGGAGGUGGGCGCUGACCCGCUCUCCCUCCUGGUGUCGGAGAAGGAAGAGUCGGCGUCCGUGACCAGCCAGGAGCCGGCGCGCCCCGUCCCCGCCGUCGUCUCCCGCAACCUGGCCGAAGAGAUCGAGAUGUACAUGAGCCUGAGGAGCCCUCUGGGGACCAAGUCCUCCAGCAUGGAGCUCCAGCAGGCGCAGCCGGACGUCGCCGACUCCCCCCAGACUAAACAAACUCUGGAGCGGCGGUCCAGCCUGCCGGUCCCUCCGGUCAAACCUCCAGCCGACCCGACAGACGACACGCCGAAGCGCAGCCCCCACGCCGUGACCCGCUCCAAGACAUUCGCGGUCAAGACGAAGACGCCGGGGAGCGCCGCGGCCAGCCCGGGCCCCAGGUCGUCUUCGCUGACCGCGCUGGUCAAGUCCUCUCAGGGAGGCUCGCUGGGCUCGGUCAUCAACUCCAUCUCAGGCAUCAAGAUGGACAACCUGUUGUCGGGUCCUAAAAUCGAUGUGCUCAAAUCGGGGAUGAAGCAGGCGGCGAAUGUGGCGAGCAAGAUGUGGGGAGCCGUGGCGUCGGCGUACUACUCAGAUGACGAGGACGAACCGGCUCCAGGCGGCGGAGGCUUCCCGUCGCGUCUGGAUGAAAACAUGCUGUCGGAACACGAUUUGGACGAGAGUCCCGAGCGCCGUGCCGUCCCGGGGCUGCUGGCUAACGGUCUGAACCAGAGCUGCACCAGCCUGGGCAGCAGCAGCGGCAGCAGCGACACAGGCCGAGGGACCCACCAGACUCACAUGACUCCGGGGCGCGCAGGCCGAGGUCCUGACUCAGAACAAAGCUCCCUGCAUCACGCUUCCUCCUCCAGCAUCUACCAGAAUUUUGCACUUGAGGUGCUGAUGUCCAGCUGCUCCCAGUGCCGCUCCUGUGAAGCUCUGGUGUACGACGAGGAAAUCAUGGCCGGGUGGACGGCCGACGACUCCAACCUCAAUACCAACUGUCCCUUCUGCCAAACCGCGUUUCUCCCCCUGCUGCACGUCGAGUUCCACGACCUGCGCACGACCAGCGGGUUUUACAUAAAUCCCAGCGCGUCAGCCGACAGUAUCCACAGCACCAGUGUUCAGCCCACGGCGAGCAGCUCGGCCGACAUCAAGACGCCGGACCUUCUCACUUUCCCCGAGGGGGAGACCCAGGAGGCUUCGGAUAACCGUCCCGGAGCUCACAAGAGUCUCAUUCCAGAGCCGGUGCAGUCUGACCCGCUGGGCCUCCUGGAGCGCCAGGCCGCGGGGAAGCAGCAGCGGUGCAGCGGCACGUCGCUGACGCGCAGCAACAGCGUCGGGGGGCCGCUGCAGGGCCUGGACUACCCCCAGAGGCCGGGGCACGGCGUCUCCACCACCAGCCUGCCCUGCAGCCUCCAGGAGGUGUCGGAUGGCAUGGGAACAAAACGGCCCAACCCCAAACCCGUGUCCGUACCGUACCUCAGCCCCCUGGUCCUCCGCAAGGAGCUGGAGACGUUACUGGAGAACGAGGGAGAUCAGGUGAUUUACACCCACAAGUUCCUCAGCCAGCACCCGAUCAUCUUCUGGAACCUGGUGUGGUAUUUCCGCCGCCUGGACCUGCCCAAUAACCUGCCUGGACUCAUCCUCACUUCUGAACACUGUAACAACGGAGUGCAGCUGCCGGUGACGUCGCUGUCGCAGGACAGUAAGCAGGUGUACGUGCAGCUUCUGUGGGAUAACAGCAACCUGCACCAGGAGCCGGGAGAACCCCUGUACCUGCUCUGGAGGAAAUUCCUGGAGAAGAAAGGCACGUUGGCUCCGACGGACCACCAAGAGAUCCGCACCCUCCUCAACACGAUCGUCCGCAACAUCCAGACCAACGACGUCUACGGGCCGAUCAACCUGCUGAACCGAGAGAUCAAGCGGCGUCCCGGAGAGGUCAAACGGCAGAGGAGUAUCUACAGAGAGAUUCUUUUUCUUUCACUGGUGGCUUUAGGACGGGAGAACAUUGACAUUGAGGCCUUCGACAGGGAGUACCGCACAGCGUAUGACCAGCUGAGCCCGGAGCAGCUCAAGUCUUUGCACUGCAUCGAUCGUCCGCCCACCCCCAGCAUCCAGGCCUGCCUUAAAUGUUUCGGAAGCCCUUUCAUCUGAAGACCGCCGCUUCCCGCAGCAGAAAAAAAAAAAUAAAUAAAAAAUCUGACUGCACAUGUGCAAACGGCCGCAGGGAGAGAUGUGUUGAAUUUUGAACCUGCUCCAAUCACCCAGCCAUGGUACUUCUUUCUCCCCCCCCCCCCCCCCCCAGUUUUAAAAAGAUUUCCCGUCUGUUUGUGUAUUUACUGCCUUAAUGUGCUUUGCGGGGUGUCUCCUAACAGGUGGGACUGUUUUGUAAACUGCUUGAAAAUGAAUUUCGGGACUAGUUGAGCUGUAUUUCUUUACAGAUGGUGUAUAGAAUGAUUGAUCGGUGUACAGAAUAUUUGGACUGCACAGAUUGUGCGGACAUGUCUGUGUAUAAUCAGAGAGUCUGCUCCUGCUAGUCUGGUAGCUUUUCACCCUCUGUGUGUUUGAAUCUGUCCGAGCAAUCCUCAGAUUAGACGGGUCGUUCGCAGCGGCGCCCAGACCCUCACUGUUCCUUUGUGCACUUUCUAGAACAAGAAAAACAGUAACUCGUGUCCGCCUGUUUUGUUUUUGUACAUAUUUUGUUCAGUUAUGGAAAUUUUGUCACCGAGGUUUCACACCAUGAAGAAUAUGGACUGUGUGAUUUAAGUCUUAAAGAAAGUUAAAGUCACAUGUGAACAGGAGAGGAGUGAGGCCACAGACAAUCGCUAAUCCUGUAUCUUAAAAUCUUAACAUUCCAGACGUUCUGCAGUCAAACCAGGUCUUACUGAAGUAUUAAUCUCUCCAACCAAACCGGGAACGCCGUCAUUUAGAGGCAGAGAUCCUUAAAAUAAAAUAAAAAAAUAAUUUUGAAGUUAAAAAAAAAAAAAAAAAGUGUGCCACACUACUGAUUCACUUAAAAAUAUGCGUGUUCUCGUGCAGGGAGAGACGAA
Messenger RNA from Salarias fasciatus (jewelled blenny), 6910 nucleotides. It is a transcript of the gene dennd4c, whose product is annotated as DENN/MADD domain containing 4C. Bases 249 to 6014 code for a protein of 1921 amino acids. The record is from RefSeq and is a predicted model, not a curated record. The transcript has 34 exons. Lineage: Eukaryota; Metazoa; Chordata; Actinopteri; Blenniiformes; Blenniidae. Gene Ontology annotation, biological process: regulation of Rab protein signal transduction. Gene Ontology annotation, cellular component: cytoplasmic vesicle; ESCRT I complex. Gene Ontology annotation, molecular function: protein binding.